AUGAUGCACGAGCUACGGUUCGCGGAGCCAUCGUCCGUUGCCGAUCAAUGGGAGCUGCAUCAACGCCGGCAUCGACAAUCGGCGCGCAGCCCGUCGGACGUUCAAUUCUUCUCCGAACGUUACCAUAGAACGGUGCCCGCCGAGUCGCCGUUUCCUUGGCACUUCGACACGCCGUUCUUCCAAGUGCCCGACGAGGAGGACUACAGCACCGACGUGGACAACGACUACAGCGACGAUACAACAACGAACGUAGCGAAGCGAGUAAACGGUCAAUCCUCCCCGCGGUUGCACCCGGUAGAGCAGGCGACGUCUUGUUCCUGCGACUCCGAGUUCAAGGUGAAGGAUCUCGGGGUCGACAAUUACCCGAGAUACAUCAGCGUGUCUAAUUGCAAGCAGAGGACCUGCCGAAGCAUACGCCACUCGUGCAGGUUGAUCUAUUACCCGGUGCACGUGCUGAGGAAGCGCGACGCGAACGAGUCGCUGCGCGAGGGGCCCAAGUUGCUGGAGACCUCGCUGCCGCUGUCCCUGAGCAACACGUGGCAGAUGAGGCAAGUACCCGUGGCCGUCGCUUGCGUGCCGUCCUCGAGCAACAGGAGGAACUGAUCCUCGCCCGUUCGCGCCUCGGAUCGACUUCAUCUUGGCUCGCCUGCACUUCCGUCUGUACUUACCGCCGAUUUCAACGUUUAACCCUUUGCACUCGGAUGUUUCUUACUAGAAACAUUUAACGUUUCUUCACGAGGCGAAGGCGAUGUUCUUUGAGACUUCGAAGAGAGAUCACCUGCAUUGAGGAACAGCUGUUUUAUUCCAAUGUUUACGUAUCGAGGCAUUAUGCGUAGUUUAACCAGUUAACUGUGUUUGACUAAAAUAUCUGUUUCUCAAUUUACUUGCUGUUCCUUUGAGUUCGUUUAAAAAAUAUCGUGUUUGUCUAGUCAGAGGAUGUUAAGUAUUUCAUUGGAAAUACUUCCGAGUGCAAAGAGUGUUAAGGAUUAAGUUGUUCAAGUAACUGAAUCACUUGUUUGCGACAUGAUCUUCCAAAUCCGAACGUUUCGUCUCGAAACGUCGCUCUAUCGGGAAGCGAAACUUGCCUUCCGACGCGACAUCGGUCGAUAGGGCGAUA
Nomia melanderi (Alkali bee) is the source of this 1117-nucleotide messenger RNA. Its product is annotated as prothoracicotropic hormone-like. NCBI's taxonomy places the organism in Eukaryota, Metazoa, Arthropoda, Insecta, Hymenoptera, Halictidae. The record is from RefSeq and is a predicted model, not a curated record.